AUGGAGGCGAUGGUCAAGGGCCGACGUGAGAGACCCGACGCAUUUCCUAGGAUUAUCACAUGUCCUAGCGAGAUGGUUGCACUUUCUAUGGCGGAUGGAUAUGCUCGACUGUCCAACCGGCCUCAGUGCGUGAUUAUCCAUGUUGACGUGGGCACCCAGGCUAUGGGUCAAGCCAUCCAUAAUGCCUCAUGUGGACGAGCCCCUGUACUAAUCUUCGCUGGACUAUCUCCCUUUACAAUCGAAGGCGAAUUACGUGGCUCCCGCACUGAAUUUAUUCACUGGAUUCAAGACGUGCCGGACCAAACCCAGAUUGUCCGGCAAUACUGCCGUUACUCGGCGGAGAUCAAGACAGGUCAUAAUGUCAAGCAGAUGGUGAAUCGCGCACUACAGUUUGCGACGAGCGAGCCCCAAGGGCCAGUUUAUUUAUGUGGAGCCCGAGAGGUGAUGGAACAGGAGAUUGAGCCCUAUCGUCUGGAGCAGAAGUUCUGGUCUCCUGUUGAACCCACGGCUCUCCCGGCGCGAGCCCUUCCAACGAUUGCCUCCUUGCUUCUGAAUGCUCGGGAGCCCCUCUGUAUAACAGGAUAUAGCGGUCGUAACCAUGAUGCCGUUGGUAGCCUUGUCGCCCUUGCAGACGCGGUCAAGGGCAUGCGUGUUCUCGACACAGGGGCGAGUGACAUGAGCUUCCCGGCUGAUCAUCGUGCAUGGCUGAGCAGUCGAUAUGGUGUUCAUGAAACUAUUACCACAGCUGACGUAAUCUUGGUUCUUUCCUGUGAUGUCCCUUGGGUUAACACGCGAUGUAAGCCAUCCCAAUCCGCCCGGAUCAUUCAUGUCGAUGUGGACCCCCUUAAGCAACAAAUGCCAGUCUUCUACCUUAAUGCAGAGCAGCGGUAUAGGGCAGAUGCAGCUGUCGCAUGUCGUCAAAUUGUGGAUUACAUCCUGGGAGAUACAGACCUGUCGCAGCUCGCCCGAUCUUCUACAUUCGACAGGCGUUGGGCAGCACUUGGACAGUCUCACGCCCUAUUCCUGGAGUCUAUCCGGGAGCAAGCCCAGCCUAACCAAGACGGUUCUUUCGGAACGGCCUACCUUUGCAGCGUGAUUCGACAGCUAGCAGCAAAGGAUGCCAUUUUCGCAAUCGAGGCUGUGACGAAUACCUCGGUGGUUGCGGACCAGAUCCAAGCGAGUAUACCUGGUCAAUGGGUGAAUUGUGGCGGAGGAGGGCUGGGAUGGAGUACAGGCGGCGCUUUAGGGAUCAAGCUUGCGAGCGAUAUAAUGCAAGGUCCGGAACCAAAGAAAAUGGUAAUUCAAAUUGUCGGCGAUGGUUCAUUCAUGUUCAGCGCUCCCGGCAGUGCCUUCUGGAUUUCCAGCCGCUACAAGAUACCAAUAUUGACUGUCGUGCUAAACAAUGGAGGUUGGAAUGCGCCCCGAGUAUCGAUGGAGCUUGUCCACCCGGAUGGGCUUGGGUCGCAGGUUAGCAAUGACGAGCUCAACAUUGCAUUCUCCCCACCGCCAGACUAUGUUGGAAUUGCAAGGGCGGCUUCCAAUAACACGGUCUUUGCAGCCAAAGUAUCAGAAGCUUCGAGACUGAGAGAUGUACUCCAAGAAGCGAUAAGAGAGGUGCAAAAUGGAAACACUGCUGUCGUUGAUGCAGUUGUCAGGGAAGCAGUGCCCUAA
Messenger RNA from Aspergillus puulaauensis, 1671 nucleotides. RefSeq lists its product as uncharacterized. The transcript has 2 exons. Gene Ontology annotation, molecular function: acetolactate synthase activity; magnesium ion binding; thiamine pyrophosphate binding. Lineage: Eukaryota; Fungi; Ascomycota; Eurotiomycetes; Eurotiales; Aspergillaceae. Gene Ontology annotation, cellular component: mitochondrion; acetolactate synthase complex. Bases 1 to 1671 code for a protein of 556 amino acids. Gene Ontology annotation, biological process: L-valine biosynthetic process. The record is from RefSeq and is a predicted model, not a curated record.